GAGGAGGAGGAGGAGAAGCCGAGGAGGGCCCGGGAGCGGCGGGGCCGAGUCCAGCGGAGCGGGGACACCGCGGCUCCACCGGCGGACGCGAGGAUGAGGCAGCUGCUCGGCGUCCUGGCGCUGGUGACGCUCCUGUCCCCAGGCCUGGCCUGUCCCGCGCCGUGCUCCUGCUCCACCAAGAAGAACGGGCGGCUGCUGGCCGAGUGCGCCUACCGCGAGCUGUGGGACGUCCCGCGGGGCCUGUCCCCCAACGUCACCAUCCUCACGCUCUCCGCCAACCGCCUGGGCCGCCUGGGCCGCGCCUCGCUGGCCGAGGCGCCCGAGCUGCAGUCGCUGUGGUUGGGCUACAACCACAUCUCCCUGGUGGAGCCCGGCGCCUUCGCGGCCCUGCCGCACCUCAAGAACCUGGACCUGAGCCACAACCGGCUGGCGGAUUUCCCCUGGCAGGACCUGCGCAACCUCAGCGCGCUGCAGAUCCUCAAGCUCAGCAACAACCGGCUGGCCGCCGUGCCGCGCGGCGCGCUGGCCGGCCUGCGGGAGCUGCGCUCGCUGUGGCUCAACGACAACGAGCUGGCCACGCUGGCCCGCGGCACCUUCGAGGGGCUGCCGGCGCUGGCGCAGCUGCAGCUCUUCCACAACCCCUUCAACUGCUCCUGCAAGCUCUUCUGGCUCAAGGAGUGGGCGCACGGCACCUCGGUGGUCCUCUCCAGGGCCGGCUCCACGCUGUGCGCCGCGCCGGCACGGCUGCGGGGCCGGCCGGUCACCGACAUCCCCGGCGCGCUCUGCGUGCCGCCCUCGGCCCAGCUGACCUACCUGUCCGGCCCGGCCGCGGCCGGCCCUCGGGACGGGCUGACGCUGACCCUGCACUGCAGCGUGGCCGGCAGCCCCCCGCCGGAGAUCCGCUGGCAGAUCCGCACAGCCGGCCGCCGCGUGGACAUCCACGGGCCCACGGUGGCGCGGGACGGCGGCGCCAAAGCGGGCCGGCAGCGCUUCCUGGCCUUCAAGAACGGCACCAUGGCCAUCCCCGACUUCGGCAAGGAGGACGAGGGCACCUACACCUGCCUGGCGGUCAACGACGUGGGGACGCGGGACGUGUCGGUCAACGUGGCGCUGGCCGGCUCGGCCAACCCGGCCGAGGAGCUGCCCCGCGACGACCCCCAGGCCGGGCACCCCGGCGGGCACAGCUGCGCCAAGGGGGACGAGCUGGACCCGUCCGGGAUGGGCGAGAAGUUGGUCAUCGUCUACCGCGUGUCCGGCCAGGCCCGGAGCGGCGCGGGAGCCCGGGAAUUCCGCCUGGGAAUUCUGCCGCUGGCUCUGGGGCUGCUGCUCUGGUGAAGGGGGAGCGGCGCCUCGGGAUUCCCAUUUUUCCGUAGUUUUUCCUCUCGUAGUGCCUUUGCUGAGCUUCUGGCAUCCGGGAGCGCUCCGGAGCCCGACGGGGCCACCGCAGGCCCAGGGCGGGUGGUCCAGCCCUUGCCGUUCCCGUUCCUGGAGGAGCUCAGGGAACGUGGGGCGGAUCCAGCCCGGAUCCAGCCGGGAUCUGCCACCAACUCCCAGCUGUCCCAACGUACCACUUCCCGCUUUUUUCCCUGCCCGGAUCCGAGGGCAGCUGCGGGAGGUGACAAUGGUGACAAUCCUGCCCCAGAGCCACCACGGCUGCCACUGGGGAGGCAUCCAAGGAUAAAAUCCCUGGGAAUGGGGUCCUGGGGGACACGGAUGGGACAGAGGAUAGGGAUGGACCCACAGCCUUGAAUUGGGAAGAAAUUCCUGGGUUUUGUCCCUGUAGGAGCAUCCCGAGCGCCUCCAAGGCCCUGGAAUGCCGCAGGAAUCCUAAAAUCCCCCUGAUCGCCAUCCCAAAAACCCAUCUGGGCUGGACACACUGGGCUUGAGCCAAAGAUUCCCAAAGCCUUCCCGGUGGGAGUGGGGGAAAGAUUGGGAACAGCAGAGAAGCUGAGCUGCCUUGAAGCCAUAAACGGUCUCCGAGUGCCCCAGAAUUCCCGGCGGGACAAAUAUUCCUUAUCCAGGUGUCCCAGGAAACCCUCGGGGGAUUUUGGGAAUGUCCAUGGCCCCCAGACUGGGAUACAGCACCGGAAUUCCCAGCGGGAUCUGGGCAGGCCCUGCAGCCCCCUGGCCUUGUAACGCCCUGUAGGGACAGCAAUAAAUGCCUUUAAUUAAUGCCUUUAAUGAAUGCCUCUAAUUAAGAAAUACCCAUCAUAAACUCCUGUAAUGAAGAAACGGUUUUAUUACACACCUUGAAUUAAUAAACACCUUGAGUUAAUAAUGACUUUUUUAUAAACACCUUGAAUAAACUCCUUUUUUUUUAAUCUAAACCAGCUGGGCUUUGCUUGCUCUGUGCAUCCCAAAAUCCCAAAAUCCCCCCGAGCCGGCGGCUCCUGGGCUCCCCUGGAUUGUGCCCAACCCUCCUGGAUCAGGGGACACUUCUGUCAUUCCCAGCCAUCCCAGACCCUUCCCAGUGACGGAGAAUCCCCCGACCCUUCCCAACUCUGGAGCAUCCCAAGAUCCCCCAAAUUUCCCUGUUCCUCCCUCUCCCCAAACCUGGAAGGAACCCCCACAAUCCUGGGAUACCCCAAAAUCCCCCCCUGCAGCAGCCCGGGAAUGGAAGUGACCCCAAAAUCAGAGCCUGGAGCUCUCCAGCACUGAAAUUCCUUAUCCAGAGGGAUUAUAGGGAAAGGGCGUCCCAGGUCCCUGUGGGGAGCUCCUGGAUUCCCAUAAAUUUUUCCCACUGUGGGAUAAAAACCGUGGCCCCAAUGGAAGUGUUGGGUUCAUUCCACCCAGGAAUCUUACUUUUGAACUCCAUUUUAUCCCUGGGAAUAACGGGAUCCGGGAUUAUUCCUGAAAUUCCAGCUGGGAAGCGGGGAUGAGGAUGUGGAUUUGGGGUUUCCGGGUGAGCCAGGAAGCAACAGGAAGGGGAAGAAAAUCCCAAAUCCCGCCCAGGGCGCUGCUGUUAUCCCAAAAACCACACAAAUUCCAUGGAUCUCCAGGGAGCCUUGGGUGGGGCUGUGGAAACUGAUCCCAAAAUUCAGCCCCGCCCGUAGCACGGAACUGCCACAGAUUUUAGGGAUUUUUAAAGGGAUUUUGGAGAUUUU
Molecule: messenger RNA, 3104 nt
Organism: Motacilla alba alba
Lineage: Eukaryota; Metazoa; Chordata; Aves; Passeriformes; Motacillidae
Product: immunoglobulin superfamily containing leucine-rich repeat protein-like
Exons: 2
Coding region: 94-1335 (413 amino acids)
Molecular function (GO): protein binding
Source: RefSeq, a predicted model, not a curated record